CGAUGACUCUAUAACUCUUCAACCAAUUUGAAUUUUACCUCUUGUCCCGCGCGAGUACUUAUUGACACUUCAACCUUGGUACUCCGAAUCUGAUUUCAUUGUUCAAUACUCCGUAUUUACUUACAUUUCACACCUUAAUUUCCUCACAACAAUUCCGUGGUUCGAUAUGCCUACCGCAACUGCCAAAGUGUCUGGCAAAGUCAUUGCCUCCGCCGACACUUACGAGACGGUAGAGGGCAAUGUCUACUUCCCACCGAGUGCCAUUGACAAGUCGCUCUUCACUAACUCGGAUACUCAAUCUUUCUGCCCCUGGAAGGGAACCGCCAGCUACUAUGAUCUGACCGUGAAUGGCAAAACGUUGAAGGAUGCUGCGUGGUUUUAUCCAACUCCCAAGGACAAGGCGAAGAAUAUCAAAGAUCAUGUCGCUUUUUAUAAAAGCAAAGUUGAUGUCUCGGUUGCCUGAGUGGUCCAGAUGACAUGCGAACACGUUUCUCGAGGAAGUCAUCGUCAGUCAAAUAUGAUCGUCAAUAUUCGAACAUUGAUAAAAUGUCAUGAUCCUUGUUGAUUCCGCUUGGCAAGAAUACGAAAUACUACAAAUGUCUAUAUCUACGUCCCGGACAAACUAUUUGAAGCGAAGGUGUUGUCGUGCUGAUCACUGAUUAUCUCGAUCUACGCACUCUACUGUACCGACAACGGAGGUCUCCUCAUGGGGCUCAGUAUCUGUACAGUGUAUGGCUUCCCGAAUGAGCACCAACUUUGCCUCUGCCUCUGGUUUCUGAAUUGAGAAGUGGUCAUUCGCUCACGACCUAUCCCAGUCCCAUAGCGUUUGAAAGACUCGCGUGUGAUAUGACAAUAUUUGAGCUCUUUCGAUCCAUUUCACUAUGGGCUCCAUUUGCACAGCAUUAUGGUACGUUGCUAAAGCCGG
Messenger RNA from Exophiala oligosperma, 925 nucleotides. RefSeq lists its product as uncharacterized. The transcript has 2 exons. The record is from RefSeq and is a predicted model, not a curated record. NCBI's taxonomy places the organism in Eukaryota, Fungi, Ascomycota, Eurotiomycetes, Chaetothyriales, Herpotrichiellaceae. Bases 167 to 463 code for a protein of 98 amino acids.